UUCACUGUGUUGAGUAAAGAGCAUGAGAGUCAUAGUCACACUGCAGCAACAAGUGGAAGAUACAGUUGUUAUGACCCAUUUAUGUGAGCGAAUGUAUAAGGAAGUCUUCAAAUUCACCGUCUAAAACAUGAACAAACGAAAACUGAGUAUGAAGUGGUUUGGGAGCAUCACCAAUCUCUCCAUCCGCCGCUCAGAGAAGGCCAACACCAAGGCAGCCACAGAGCAUGAUGGGAUCCUCAACAGUAUUAAAUCAGCAGCGGGGGGCCAAUCAGUGGAUGACAUGGGGUCCGGCCCCCUCAACUCCAGUUAUGCCUGCUCCACUGAAAUGUACACACAUGUGGGUACUGUGCCCCGCAACCACAAGAAGAAGAAGAGCUGUAAGGGGCUGAAGGAGAAGAAGAAGAAGAAAGAGGAGGAGGAAGAGGAGGAGAAGGAUGGGGGGAGCCAGACGGGGGAACAUGUCCGAGACUCCCCUCUGCUUGGUGCCCUGUCUAGCCUCAGUUUGUCCAGUCUGGACCACCCUCUACCUGUUUCUCCACUGGCCCGGCCAUUGCCGGCCACGCCAGCAGCCAGACGGGCUUCACCUUUGACCUCAGCAUCUGAAAACUGCUCCAAUGAUCCUUCAGCAGACCCUGUUAAGAGACAAGAAGCAUUGUCACAGAGCAAAGAUGCUUUAGUAACUGAUGAACCUGAAAAAGAGCCUUCAAACAUGGCAACUAAUGGACAAACAGCUUUGCUGCAGAACGUAUACGUGCGGAUGGACCCAGUAACUGAAGCAGCUCCCAGCCACGUGGACAACCAAACAAAGAGGCAACGGGUCAACAGGAGUAAACAGGAAACCACAAAGACUGAGAACAGCUCGGAAGCAGAGAGCAUAGACAGUCUGCAGGACCUGAAGGACAGUGGUGGAGAAUAUGUGAAGUUCUCCAAAGACAAGUUCUGGUUGGAGCCGCCUUCGGAGAAAUUGAGGAAGCAGCUGGAGGAGGAGCUGAAGCUGAGCGGCACCAACCUGAAGAGUCAUGCCUGGUACCACGGACGUAUACCCUGGGAGGUGUCAGAGAGCCUGGUGGUCAACCAUGGCGACUUCCUCAUCAGAGACUCUCAGUCCAGUCAGGGCGACUUUGUCCUCACCAGCCACUGGGAGCAGAAAACACUCCACUUCCUCAUCAAGAAGACAGUGGUUCAGUCUGGAGAGACGUACACUCGGGUCCAGUACAGCCUGGAAGACGAGGCCUUCGACUCUUUACCAGCUCUUGUUCACUUUUACGUGGGAAGCAGGGCAGCUCUGACCCAGUGGAGUGGCACUCAGAUUCACCAACCGGUGAACAGGACACUGCCUCUAAGCCACUUGGAGACGGCCUUCUGCACUGCAGCCAGCCACAGAGGGCUGCAGAACAACAGUGUGAGCAGAGAAGACAGGGUCUGUCCCAGAAGUCCUUCCUCUCUCCACCACAGGGAGGCAGAUGCGAACAAGGAGGAGGAUGACCGGCUUCUGCCGACUGCUGGAGAAUCCUCACUCUCUACCGUGUACAACACUCCACUGUCUAGGAGCCCCAGCAUUAGCCAGGCAGCCAGCAUGGCACCAUCCCUGUCCCUCUCCAACCACUGGGAUACCUCCCAACCCUCCCCUCUCCCACUAGUCCCCUCCACGGACAGUGUAGCCCUAAAUGGAAGCUGCUACACAGAGCUGGUCCCCGGCCCUCAGAGCUACGUGGAGAGGCUGCAGACAGAGGAAGGGUCCGUGGGCAUUGGUCCAACUAGAUCAGAGGUAGACCAAUACUCAUGUAACUGUGUUUUCCAGGUGGCCAGAAUUCUGGAGGUGACUCCGGAGGUGCAAAGGAUGAUGGGAGUUAGUUCUGGGAUGGAGCUGCUCACGUUGCCACAUGGCCAUCAGUUGAGACUGGACCUGCUGGAGAGGUUCCAAACCAUGGUGACUAUGUUGGUUAAUGUGUUGGGUUGCACAGGGACGACUGAGGAGAGGGCCAGUCUGUUGCAUAAAAUCAUCCAAAUCGCUGCUGAACUCAAGAGCACUAUGGGCAACAUGUUUGGCUUCACUGCUGUCAUGAGAGCCUUAGAGCUCCCACAGGUUUCCCGUCUAGAGCAGACCUGGACGACGUUACGGCAGCGACACACAGAGGGCGCUAUUCUCUACGAGAAAACUCUGAGGCCGUUCAUGAAGAGUCUGAACGAUGGGAGAGAAAGCUGUCCACUGUCUAACACCACCUUCCCUCACGUGCUCCCCCUUCUGUCUCUGUUGGAGAAGAGCAUGGCAGUGUGUGAGGGGACGGAGCCAUGGGAGACGGUGGAAGUUGGGGUGGAUGUGGUCAUGUAUCACCUGGGGGCGGCGAGGACCAUCGCUCAGUUGGGGGGAAUCUACCGCUCCAACGCUGAGAGCAAAUUCCAAGGUUUCCAGGAGCAGACAGAGGUCCUGGAGCUCUUCCAGACUGACUUCCAGAUGAGGCUGCUGUGGGGGAGCAGGGGAGCCGAGGAGAACCAGGCACUGCGAUACUCAAAGUUUGACCAGGUGCUGACCGCCUUGUCCAACAAGCUGGAGCCACCUGUGAGAUCACGCUGAUCCCAGAUCUGUUUUUUUUUUUUAAAGUUUAUUUAUCCAGAAAGAGCUCCCUGUCAUGUUCUUACUCCUACAUGGGACAGUCUGUUGGAGACUGAGCAGCUCCACCUUGCAGUUGGGGUUCUAAUGACCUUCCAGUUGCACCUGAACGGGGCAUUAAAUAUACGGUGAGGCUCCAGCCAUGAACUUCAGACUUCAGAAGCAUCUAUCUGUGGGCCAAAUCUGGAUCGUGACAGCUGACCAUUUUCUAAUCCAUCCAUCCAUUUUCUGUAAUCACUUAUCCUGAUCAGGGUCGCGGAGGGUUGGAGCCUAUCCCAGCUGGCAUUGGGCAAGAGGCAGGGUACACCCUUAACAAGUCGCUGGUUCAUCACGGGGCAGAUUUUCUAAUUCACAAUGAAAAUAAACUGAUUCACUCUAGUGAUCAAUGAUCUGUGCAGAAGUGGUGACAGUUCAUCUCUGACCUGUGACUGGAUUUACUUCUUGGCAAAUAUGAGUGAGGACAGCAAAUGUCAAGAGUUCAAUAAUAAAAAUGGACGGAUAGAUAUGCCUUUAUUUUGCCUCCUCAUACCAACCCUAAAUCAGUGUUCAUUUACCAAAUGUCAAUAGAUGUAUGCAGGUUUUUAAUAUUAUAUAUAAUGGAGAAAUGCACAUCGUUAAACCAAUGCUCCUGAAGUUAAUUCAUUGUAUCUCGUAAAUAUUAUUAUUUAUAAACAGUGCACCACCUUUGCCAUGUCCACAUGUAACAGACUGUGACGGUUGAAGGUGAUACUAACUUUUCACCUGGCUCUCCGGAGCUUCAGAUUCUUGUUAAAAAGCACAUCAGCAGGAUGAAUGUUAGCUUCAAAUUUGUUCUAAUAUCAGUAUUUUUUAGUAGUUAUGAUGCUGAGCCUAACUGAUGAAACUUAAGGGCAUAUAGUUUAGCUUUAAUUCUACAACUUUAUUUUAAAGUCAAAACUGUUGGAGGAUGGUGGAGGCACUGGAAGUUUGAGGUACGACAAAGAAAUAUGAACCAAAAAGCUGCAAAAGUUACAGUCUAAUGGCAUCACAGCUCUUGCCAACCAUCUUUUAUUUAAUAUGUUGAGAGGACUUCAUCUUUCCCCCAAUCAAUCAAAUUGUGGACAUAAGAUAUAAGUACAAAUAUGCAGUAAUAUGCCAGGUUCUUCUGCGCUACCGUAAGUUUGUUCUGCUGAAAAAAAAGUUAGAGGAAAUCUGAGAUCUCUUUUUAUCAAAAUAGUUACUGAGAUGAGGCUGUGCCUCAGCUGUUCGGUUAAUGUAUAGAUAUAUAUUGACGUCUGCCUGAAGGCUGGACCUUCCCUGGAACUGUACAAACUGUAUGUCAUAUUGUACAACACAAUAACAGAGUAACACUGUACGCCCAUUUCUAUAUUUUGUAUUAUGUUUAUCGGCAUGUGUUAAUCAUUAGGAUUUUCUAAUUUGAAGUAACUAUUUAUUGUAAUUACAGUUGCUGUAAUCAGUGCUGGGGUCAGUUGGCUUUCAGUUCAUUUUGUUUCUCUUUAUCUCUCAUUAUCACUAUGUGAAUAAAGUGAGUGAACUGACCCUAACCACAUGAGUACAGCCCAUAGGUACGGAGCAUUUUAUUAGCCUGCCUUACAAAGUGUUAAUGUGUAAUAUUUAUCUGAAAUGUGAAUAAACAUGUUUACCUC
Messenger RNA from Larimichthys crocea (large yellow croaker), 4236 nucleotides. RefSeq names its product SH2 domain containing 3Cb (gene sh2d3cb). Gene Ontology annotation, molecular function: phosphotyrosine residue binding; guanyl-nucleotide exchange factor activity. Lineage: Eukaryota; Metazoa; Chordata; Actinopteri; Sciaenidae. The record is from RefSeq and is a predicted model, not a curated record. Gene Ontology annotation, biological process: positive regulation of peptidyl-serine phosphorylation; small GTPase-mediated signal transduction.